Oppiella nova is the source of this 1038-nucleotide messenger RNA. NCBI's taxonomy places the organism in Eukaryota, Metazoa, Arthropoda, Arachnida, Sarcoptiformes, Oppiidae. The record is from the annotation of a GenBank genome assembly.
AUGGCACCAAAAGACCUCGAAGUCGGCGCUCCAAAGGAAGACGCAAACGACAGAGACAUCGAAGAGCCGGCAGAAGAGCUCAGAGAAGACACAGAAGACGCGCCGCUCGGGAAGAGGACGACGAGUCGAGCGGUGGCUCCCGGAGAGGACGCAGAGGAAGAUCCAGAAGUCGGUCCCGAAGCAGAUCUAGAAGUAGGAGUGGGAGCCGACGCAGAGGCAGAUCUAGCCAUCGCCGCAGAUAAUGUCAUUCACACGACACACACCUCAUUAGACAUCACAUCCAAGUCUAUGUCUUCGCCAUCAAACCUAUGCAGCAUAGGUGCCAAUAAACUAGAUUUGUGUCUAACAAAUUACUAUCUGGAUGACGCCAUUCUUUGUCGUCGCAAUACAACACUCAUAACCUUUGGUCAACACUCGUAUAAGUCAGCGAUCAUUGUUAGUGCCGUCCAGUCGUCCGGUGCUUACAGACCUUCCCUUAGAUGUAGUCUUUUGGUGAAAGUGCCGCCAAAUUAUGGCAUUAAUGUUAUUAAACGAAUGAUAAAUCUGAGGACAAACCUGAGUCCAGAAAAUCACUCAAACAAAAGGGUCACAAACUUUACGCCAAAAGACGAACUCAUCAUAAGUUUGGACCGAAAUUCUGUGAAAUCCUUUACCGGCGAAGACUACGACGAAACGGUGUACUCGAGUGACAAGAAUGAGGUUUUGCUCACAUUUAUCACCUCUUCGUCCAAAAACGCAACGUUUGGAAAAAACUUUGAACUCAUUUUCACGGCAUUCAUGUUCACCUCAAGCAGCAAUGGGUGCGACGAUCACAACGAUUGGUUCAAUUGCGGUGACAAACGGUGUGUCCAAAAGAGUCUCAUUUGCGAUAACAUCAGUAAUUGUGUGGCGGCUCAAGACGAGAGCGACAACUUGUGUGGGAAGUGGUGCUCAAAGCACCGGCAGGUGUUUUGGAUGCUUUUCAUCGUGGGCUGGGCUAUCAGUACGUUCUUCAUUAUCCUUACGCUCAUUAUAAAAACGGUGUUAAACAUUGUAUAA